AUGUCCGCGACCCCGUGGCACCCGCCGGAAACGGCGGAGUCCUCCUCGGGCUUGUCGUCCUCCUCGUCCUAUCCCCCGGCGGCAGCAGCUCAGCAUCCGGCGUGCUCCGCCUGCAAGCACCAGCGCCGAAAGUGCACGCCGGGGUGCCCGCUUGCGCCCUAUUUCCCCGCGGACAAGCCCGGGAGCUUCCGCAACUCCCACCGCCUCUUCGGCAUCAAAAACAUACUCCGGUUCCUGACGAGAGCCGGCCCGGAGAAGCGGGACGAUUGCAUGAAAUCCAUACUGUACGAGGCCGACGCCCGUGCUUCCGAUCCGGUGCUCGGCGCGUACGGCCUCUUACAGAGUCACCAGCGAGAGCUUGCCUUGGCGACGGCCGAACUCGUGGCCUUAAAGGAGCAGCUGGAGUUGCACGGGCACGCCGCGCAGCACCGCUCGGCGCCGGACGCUCUGGGCUUCCUCUCGCCGGUCCAGCAGUGGAUGCCGCAGCCGCCGUCGAUGUAUCCGAUACAGGAGGGGCAGCAGCAGCCGAUCUACGGUAGCUACGUACUAACUGGUGCUGCGAAGAUCGACGAGGACGCGACAAUCGGCGUGAAGCUUGACGAGGACGAUGUGAUGCCAAUGCAACAUGAUGAUCAUGCCGAUGGCUGUACAACACAUUACGGUAGAUUAGAGCCGUCAUCGUCGUCGAGCUACCGGUCUUCGGAUACUUCGCCUCGCGGACUUCUGAACCGUCGCGCUUUAGGUUUAAAGUACAAUCCUGGUUAAUUUUCAUUUUUAUAGACAGAUUGGCUGAGAGUUAGUAAUCGUGUUGGCUUACAUGGAAAAAAAUGGAAAAUGGAAAAAAUGACAGAAAAAAGUUAUUGUUUCCGGAAACAAAAUUUCCCAAAUUUGUCAUUGGAUUCAUUUAGGAUAU
Triticum dicoccoides is the source of this 913-nucleotide messenger RNA. Its product is annotated as protein LATERAL ORGAN BOUNDARIES-like. Lineage: Eukaryota; Viridiplantae; Streptophyta; Magnoliopsida; Poales; Poaceae. The record is from RefSeq and is a predicted model, not a curated record. The transcript has a single exon. The coding region runs from base 1 to 765 and encodes 254 amino acids.